This is a messenger RNA of Stylonychia lemnae, 513 nucleotides long. The record is from the annotation of a GenBank genome assembly. NCBI's taxonomy places the organism in Eukaryota, Ciliophora, Spirotrichea, Sporadotrichida, Oxytrichidae.
AUGUCUCGUCUGGAUCCAGAAGAUAUUAAAAAUGCUGCUGGAGAAAGAGACCGUGAACUCAAAAGAAAAAGAGUGAUCAAGUCUUUUCUGUGGUGGGCCCAGGGAGAGAAGCAGCGAUGGAAUUCAUAGAACAAUGAAGAACGUAUAGUAGUAAAGAGACAGUUUGCUUAUGGAAGAAUGCUGACGUUAUUCGGCCUUUUCACAAAUUUCGCAGUCUACAAUUGCUUCUUUACGGGUAUCUACAAUUUCAGGCAGACAGAAUUACUCGAUAUGAGGAGGGUUCCUUUCAUUGGCAAAUUCGCUCUCUCAUCGUUGGUUGCCUACUAUAUGUGCAGUAAACUCUGGGAAAAUAACAUCUAUGAGUCUGAAUUAUAUGAAGUUGCGCUUAAAUAUAGAGACAGAUAUGAUAAGUCAUUGAUGCCAAGUAUAAAUCAGUAAUCGAACAAUAGUAAUAUUGAGGAGUAAUCUAGCGUUAAUACAUCAGAGAACAAUAAAAAUUUGUAAAUAGCAUGA